Messenger RNA from Nezara viridula (southern green stink bug), 705 nucleotides. Lineage: Eukaryota; Metazoa; Arthropoda; Insecta; Hemiptera; Pentatomidae. The record is from the annotation of a GenBank genome assembly.
AUGGCUGAUGAAAUUGCAUCAGCAAUGGAGCAGGAAAUGGUGGAAGAACAGGCUAUAAAGUGCCCAAGGCCUUCAGCAAAGAGGCAAAGGAAAGGAUCUCCUGACGCCCGAGAAGAAACAGAUAAAGAACGUGUAGACGAUAGUCUUCUGCAAGAUGCACGUAGAAUCAAAGAAAACACCAGGGUCUACAUGAACGCAACAGACAGGAACGUGAGUGCGAAGGUACAAAAGCACGUUAAUGGGAAAAUUCAGCAGUUAAUAGAUAUAAUGGAGACAAUAUAUGAUAAGAACUAUGAAAAAACGUUUUUAGUACAACGUGUGGUAAAGGACACAUUAGCUUCCUCUGAAAUGUAUGAUAUUAUAGUAAAUGCAUUAGUGGAAAAAGCAGUACCUAUGGUUAUCGAGGGACUCAAGUCGGAAAGUAAAACCAUACAAAGACCACUGUCAGAACCUCAGACAUCUCGGGAGUUUCCAUGCGUUAAAGAACAACCGCUAUUAGCCGAUGCCCACGCUAUUAUUGAGACCACGGAGAAUGAAAGUUUCCAGGAACAGGGCGGAAGGGUUCAUUUAGAUGGCGAGGCAUACUGUAGAGUAUGUUGGCCGAUGUUCGGGGUCGCUAUUCCAGCAAUGUCCAGGAUUGAACAUUUCCAUGAUCGCGCAUCAGUCACCGAUGUCAGGAAAUGGGCCAUCAAGGCUGGAACAUAG